UUAUUCUUCCUGAGCCUUUUUGUUUUCUCGGGUUCACCCCUGCACGUGCAUUGGGAAGUGCAGUGGCAGCCUUUGUUACCCCCAUGACGUCCGCCGCGGCCCCUGCUGCGGCCCUGAGCGCCGAGCAGGCCAAGGUGGUCCUGGCCGAGGUGAUCCAGGCCUUCUCGGCCCCGGAGAACGCCGUGCGCAUGGACGAGGCCCGGGACAACGCGUGCAACGACAUGGGCAAGAUGCUACAGUUCGUGCUGCCCGUGGCCACGCAGAUCCAACAGGAGGUUAUCAAGGCCUAUGGCUUCAGCUGCGACGGGGAAGGUGUCCUUAAGUUUGCCCGCUUGGUGAAGUCCUACGAAGCACAGGACCCCGAGAUUGCCAGCCUGGCGGGCAAGCUGAAGGCCCUGUUCCUGCCCCCCAUGACACUGCCACCCCACGGGCCUGCUUCAGGGGGCAGCAGCGUAGCUGCCUCCUAAGGCUGGGGGCAUCCCCCCACAACUGGGAGAGGAGCCCGGGCUGUGCUCAAGGAUAAUAAACGUGCCUGCCUGUGA
Messenger RNA from Suncus etruscus (white-toothed pygmy shrew), 542 nucleotides. It is a transcript of the gene C4H12orf57, whose product is annotated as chromosome 4 C12orf57 homolog. Gene Ontology annotation, biological process: post-embryonic development. NCBI's taxonomy places the organism in Eukaryota, Metazoa, Chordata, Mammalia, Eulipotyphla, Soricidae. The coding region runs from base 84 to 467 and encodes 127 amino acids. The record is from RefSeq and is a predicted model, not a curated record. The transcript has 3 exons.